Molecule: messenger RNA, 462 nt
Organism: Lactuca saligna
Lineage: Eukaryota; Viridiplantae; Streptophyta; Magnoliopsida; Asterales; Asteraceae
Source: the annotation of a GenBank genome assembly
AUGGAGUUAACUGUUAUUGAUAACGGGGAUAAUAACAAGGAAGAAAAUCCAUGUGCUGAUUUUGAAAUUGGGGUCAAAAUUGACCACACAAAUGAAGUUGAAUUUGAGGAUGGUAACAAGGAUGGAAAAGAUCAAUGGGCUGAAUUUGAAAGUGGGGACAAAUUUGAGGACAUAAAUGAAGAUGAAUUUGGAAGCGGGGACAAAUUUGGGGAUGAUAGUGGUUAUGAAUCUAGUGAGUCCGAUGACAUAGACUUUUUUGUUGAAAAUGACAACAUCUUAGAUGAUGUAGAAGUUGACAUGAAUGAUUUCAAUGAUAACAUUGAUAUGGAUGCAGAUUGGGUUGGAGGUAAGAAUGGUAAUGUGGUAGAAGAAGAGAAUGAAGUUGGGGAGCUUAAUGAAGUACUAAAUAACGAGGUUCUUAUGUCAGGCUCAUCUUCGGAUGAAGGACCAGUUGCCCAAUGA